AUGGCUGUCCCCAGAUUCAAGCUCAAGGUUGCGGCUGCCCAUGUAGCUCCUGUUUUCAUGGACAAGGUCGCAACCACAGCGAAAGUGGUAGAUCUUAUCCGGGACGCUGGAGCACAGGGCAUCGAGUUACUCGCCUUCCCGGAGACCUUCAUUCCUGGCUACCCAUAUUUUGUCGAGGCAUACCCUCCACUGUCUCAAGCCUCGGCGAUUGCUCAAUACGCAGAGCAAAGCGUGGUUUGUGAUAGCUCCGACCAAUCCAUCCGCGCCAUCCAAGAUGCAUGCCGUGAAGCUGGUGUCACCGUGAGUCUGGGCGUGUCGGAACGCACGAGCGGCGGCUAUACGCUCUUCAACUCGCAGGUGCACAUCGACGCCUCUGGUAGCAUCCUUGGAGUCCACCGUAAGCUACAGCCCACUUAUGCGGAGCGGUAUGUAUGGGCCCAAGGUGAUGGGUCUACGUUGCGUGUCUGGCCAGCCAACGUAACCGAAGGCCGGGGGAGCUACAACCUCGGGGGAUUGUGCUGCUGGGAAAACACCCUCAACGGUGCGAGACAGGCUCUAAUCGAGCAGAAUCAGCAUGUUCAUGUCGGGGCGUGGCCCUCGCUGUCGACGAUGAAAGGAUUUGAAAGCGUUGCCGAUGCUCAAAUCGAGGCGCUGAUGAAGGCGCAUGCACUGACGGCGCAGGUGUUUGUGUUGACAGCAUCAAAUCCCGUGGACGACACUUGCCUCGAUUGGAUGGAGAAGAAUCUUGGCAAGCAGGAUCUUGUAAAGAAAGGGGGUGGUUGGACUGCUGUGAUUCAUCCGUUCUGCUCAUACCUGUCUGGUCCACAUACUGGCGACGAAGAACGCAUGCUGAUUGCAGAGCUGGACUUGCAUGACAUUGGGCAAGUGAAAGUUUGGAUUGACGGGAACGGUCAUUAUAAGCGACCCGAGGUUCUAGAGAUGAAAGUGAACAAGCAACAGUUGUGGCCUUUGCCUGCAGACGAUUAG
Messenger RNA from Diaporthe amygdali, 987 nucleotides. RefSeq lists its product as uncharacterized. The transcript is spliced from 2 exons. Lineage: Eukaryota; Fungi; Ascomycota; Sordariomycetes; Diaporthales; Diaporthaceae. The record is from RefSeq and is a predicted model, not a curated record. Bases 1 to 987 code for a protein of 328 amino acids. Gene Ontology annotation, molecular function: catalytic activity.